Setaria italica (foxtail millet) is the source of this 1101-nucleotide messenger RNA. Its product is annotated as vesicle-associated membrane protein 711. Gene Ontology annotation, cellular component: membrane. Gene Ontology annotation, biological process: vesicle-mediated transport. The record is from RefSeq and is a predicted model, not a curated record. The transcript has 4 exons. Bases 123 to 788 code for a protein of 221 amino acids. NCBI's taxonomy places the organism in Eukaryota, Viridiplantae, Streptophyta, Magnoliopsida, Poales, Poaceae.
CCCAACCUGUCCCGCCCCCGCGUGCUCUCCCCUUUUCCUCCUCCUCCCCCCUCCUCUCCCCCCCCGGAGAGUCCACACGGCAGAGGAGGCCACCUGACCCGGGGGAGGAGGGAGCGCCGGAGAUGGCGAUCCUGUACGCGCUCGUGGCGCGCGGCACGGUGGUGCUGGCGGAGCACAGCGCCGCGGCCACCAACGCGGGCGCCGUCGCGCGCCAGGUCCUCGAGCGCCUCCCCGACGGCGGCGCCGACAGCCACGUCUCCUACACGCAGGACCGCUACGUCUUCCACGCCAAGCGCACCGACGGCAUCACCGCGCUAUGCAUGGCCGACGACGCCGCCGGGAGACGGAUUCCCUUUGCAUUUUUGGAAGAUAUUCACGGAAGAUUUGUAAAGGCAUAUGGCCGUGCUGCACUGACAGCUCUUGCUUAUGCAAUGAAUGAUGAAUUCUCAAGGGUCCUUAGCCAACAAAUGGACUACUAUUCAAAUGACCCUAAUGCCGAUAGAAUAAAUCGCAUGCGAGGUGAAAUCAAUCAGGUCCGUAGUGUUAUGAUUGAUAACAUCGACAAGGUCCUUGAAAGAGGUGAUCGUUUGGAGCUGCUGGUUGACAAGACCGCAAAUAUGCAAGGAAAUACCGUACGGUUCAAAAGACAAGCUCGGCGCUUCAGAAACACUGUUUGGUGGAGAAACGUCAAACUCACGGCUGCGUUGAUACUUCUCCUUCUGGUAAUCAUAUAUGUCGUUCUUGUCUUCGUGUGCCAUGGUUUCACCUUACCAACUUGUAUACGGUAGGGUGCGGUCUGCACAUUCUGUCCUGCGGCGUGCCUGUUUGUGUGAUUAUUUCCCCAUUCCUGGGGAGCAGCUAUCGCAGUGCCUUUGCAACUGGUUUUGGCGUAGAGGAAAGCUACGGAUUAUGGUGUAAUUGUGAUGUCGUUGAUUGUGAAAAACUCAAUUAAAGAUGUAAACUUCGCAUAAGACUGCAUCUCGCGGGGUCGUGCUAGUUCUGCGUGCUUGGGUCCUGUUUAUUUGAGGCUAUUCUUGUGUCUGUACAUGAAUUCAGUUACGGCUAUAUUAUGGCAAUGCUAUUAUACGACUAUAUCAAUGA